CAGUUGGGUGUGCCUGAAUGCUUCCUUCACUUUUACGGAGAUGGUCGUGACACAUCACCAACCAGUGGCGUUGGAUUCCUCGAAAAGACCAUUGCUUUCAUGAAAGAGCAAUCGUAUUGCCAUUUGGCGACCAUUGUUGGACGUUACUAUGCUAUGGAUCGUGAUAAGCGCUGGGAACGGAUUUGCGUGGCUUACGAAGCCAUGAUCGGUGGUAAAGGCGAGGCCUGCUCUGUCGACGAGGCUCCGGCUCUAGUGAAAAAGCGCUACGAAGCCCAAGAGACUGACGAGUUCCUCAAGCCAAUCAUCCUCAAUGGGGAAAAGGGCAGAGUGAAGGACGGCGACACGCUCAUUUUCUUCGAUUAUAGAGCCGACCGAAUGAGAGAGAUUUCAGAGGUGAUGGGAAUGGAGCGUUAUAAAGAUUGCAAAUCGUCACUGCCUCAUCCCAAAGAUGUUCAAGUUAUAGGUAUGACGCAGUACAAGAAGGAGUUCCCGUUCCCGACGCUGUUCCCUCCUCUCUCCAACAAAAAUGUGCUGGCUGAAUGGCUAGCUACUCAGAAGCUGACACAGUUCCAUUGUGCUGAAACAGAGAAGUACGCACAUGUGACUUUCUUCUUCAAUGGUGGAGUUGAGAAACAGUUUGAGAACGAGGAGAGAUGCAUGGUCCCAGUCCCCAGUCCUAAGGUGGCAACGUAUGAUUUAAUGCCGGAAAUGUCUUCAGUUGGUGUAGCCGACAAAAUGGUAGAGCAGAUUAAUGCGAAGAAGCAUCCCUUCGUCAUGUGCAACUUUGCGCCACCUGAUAUGGUUGGCCAUACAGGAGUAUACGAAGCCGCUGUCAAAGCCUGUGAGGCUACUGACACAGCAAUCGGAAGGAUUUUCGAGGCUUGCAAAGCUAAUGGUUAUGUGCUCAUGGUGACAGCUGAUCAUGGUAAUGCUGAGAAGAUGAAGGCUCCUGAUGGAAGCAAACACACGGCACACACCUGCAACCGUGUACCGUUCACUUGUAGCAGUAACGCAUUCAAAUUCAAGAAGCUCACUGAUCGAGCACCAGCUCUCUGUGAUGUUGCACCGUCUGUCCUCACCGUUAUGGGACUUCCCAUACCUCAGGAUAUGAGCGGCGUAUCUUUGUUGGAAAAAGCUUGA
Ostertagia ostertagi is the source of this 1140-nucleotide messenger RNA. The record is from the annotation of a GenBank genome assembly. NCBI's taxonomy places the organism in Eukaryota, Metazoa, Nematoda, Chromadorea, Rhabditida, Trichostrongylidae.